This is a messenger RNA of Bradysia coprophila, 753 nucleotides long. RefSeq lists its product as uncharacterized. NCBI's taxonomy places the organism in Eukaryota, Metazoa, Arthropoda, Insecta, Diptera, Sciaridae. The record is from RefSeq and is a predicted model, not a curated record.
GCACGACCUAUACUAUUGCCGCUUUCAUUCUGGUCUGACAUGUAAACAAAAACCAAACAAGUUAAAACAAUCCAUUGUUCGGCCAAUUGGCCAAUUGGUUAAACGAAAAUGAGUGAUAGCCAUAUUCAGAUAGUAGAACAUGAAGAAGAAGGAGCUAUGGACGUAAUUCUGUACCUAAUAAAAAACGAUUUGCCGAAAGCAGUCGUCGUUGACCUGGAUGUGGAAAUCGACAAAUUAGCUGGAGUCAAACAUUUCAUCGACUUCGGCGCGUACGUUCAGAUUGAAUUUGUCAACAAAACGCACACAAACAAUGCGAGAGAAGCAGGAUUUAAGUACAUCGUAAAUGGGCAACACCAUCAAUGUGUCUAUGCAACUUUUAGUCGUGUUUCGAGAUAUGCACAAAACAAUUUCCCGGCUCACCUUGGAGUUGGAUUUUAGUUGGCGAUUCUUUUUUUCAAUUAACGAAAUGAUAACUUUUGAUUUUGUUGUGACUAACCGUAAGAUCCAACUUACUUUUUUCUUUGUUUAAAAAACUUUGUGCAUAUAGUCCAACAUGAACAGAAUAUUCUAGAAUUAUAUAAUUAUAGGCUAGGAAUAGUAAAUAACAAAAUGUAUAAAAGUAGGACUCAGAAAGAAUUUUAGUUAGUUACAUACAAGCUGAUGAUGGCAAAUAUGCCGAAAUGCAUCCGAUGCUAAUAAACCAAAUUUGUAAGAUCAAAAACGGUGUUUUUUGUAACCCUUCUAUAACUUAUU